AUGGCCGGAAAAUCCCUGGGCUUUCACCACAAUAUCGAUAGUGUGCGUUGGUACCGUGGAAUGUCCACCGUACAGAUGAAAGCCUGCGAUGGAUUGCUGCACGCUCUACGGGAUGACAUGGAGCAGGGCUCCACUUACCGAGUGCGCCGCUGUCUCACCCAGUUGGGCAUCCAUCCGCCGGUGGGAGCGUCGCAGAUCAAGGAUAUCAUUGCCAUGAGUCAGGGCAGCGAUCUGGCAUUUUUGUGGUUCUUGUGGGAGUUCGCCUACAAGAGCCCCCGAAAGAGCAGGAAGGACAAUUGGCACUUGGAUUCGGAGCACUACACGGUGAACGAACAGCUGCUGUUGUCUGCUAUUGCCCAUUUGGAUAUGCCCUCCACCCUGAGAGCCUUGGAUGCCCUGCUGCCACCUGCCACUCAAUCGAAAAGGAUGAACUCGCCAGCUAAGACUGAGCAGAGUUCUUCGAAGACAAACCGCCGAAAACCGAAACAUUAUGCUCUGCCAUAUUUUGCUCCUCAGGUUCGACCUCGUGAGUUUAUACCAAAAUCCAAAUUCCGGCCACCCGAGACCAAGGUUAGCUUUCCGGAAUAUUCGCACUAUAAAGAUCGCAUGCAUCAAAUUCCGAAUGAGGGGCCUCGUUGGUUUGCCCAGUACCGAUUGAGUCCUGCCAAGAGGGUGAUAGCCCACUUGCUCGCAAAGGAGCUCAACGGGCUUCCCUUGGAGUCUAGUAGUUCUAAUUUGGACAAUGGUCCUAUGUGUGAGACUCAUCGCUUCUUGAAGGAGGCGGAGCAUAUGCAAAAACAGGAGAAAAUCUACAACCAGCGAUGUCUAGCCCAGCUGGAUGUGCCGGGAGAUGAGUUGAAGGCUCGGCGGAAACACAUCUUAAACGGUAUAGAAAUCGAUGUUAAAUUGGCAAGUAAUAGGAUUGGUAGACAGCCAGGAAGAGCUUCAAGUCCAGUUAAACAUGCGUAUGGCUCAUGCACUACGAGAAAAAAGGAUGGACCCACCAUGUUGAUGGGCUUGGGCAUCGAGGAGAUUCCCAGGUUGCAUUCGUAUGCCCAUUCAUUGGACAACUCGAUCAGGGUUAUGCUCAUGAAGGGCAAUGAGUCCCAGCGCUGUGGAGCAGGUGACUAUGAAAUCCUGGAUGUGGACUCCGACGUGAAGGGCUCUACGGAAACAAACUUGAAGCCACAAAGUCAAAGUUCCAUUAUCAAGGUGCCACCGAGUUUGCCAACUUCCAGUUUUAAGAAACUAGCCGAUCUUAUUCCUGCUUGCAGUCGAACUUUGCGUUGUUUGAAACGAUCAUCCACAAAGUGUCCUGAGGAAGAGACCUUCACAAUCAGGACUACUGGUGGCGUUCAGUUGGACCAUCACAAGGUUUUCGAUGUGCCGUCGCCUCCUAAAGAGCCAUUGCCAUGGGAGGAUAAGGUGCUCGACUUGGAGGACAAGCAAGCUGUGAUCGAAAAGCUCUGCAUCGAUGCGCUUGGGAAUGGCGAAACCAAGUCCAAGAAGGAGUUGCAGCAAUCCAAAUUCAUUCCGGCAGUUUCAGCAGCAGCUGCGGAUUGUGCAGUGAAUAUGUUCCGUAAAAAGGUCGCAGAAACCACGGAGAAUCCAGCUGAUAAGCAUACAAAACAGAAUGGGGACACACUCAUCGAUCCGGAUGACGACGAGCAGAUUGAAAAUCUUCUGAAGGAAGCUCUUCGGAUUCUCCGUGGCAAUCGCCAAUACGUGCUGGCCACCUUUUCCAAUGCCCACAAGAUGCCGGUGCUCCUUGAUUGGGUGGCGGAUCGCUACGGGAAAUCAUACAGUCGAGCCGGGUUGAACUCCAUCGUGAAGACCUCGUUCCGGAUAUACGAGAGUGUGUACCAGGAAGAAAGAGGUAACAAGCGGAAUAUUUUGGAGCUGAAGAGAUCUGUGACGGGUCUGGGUGGUUCCAUCAACUAUGCCAGCCACAAUAGGUUCAUGUCCCAAGUCAGGGAGCGCAAGGCCGAGUACAACGACAAGCUGAACAAACUGGCACUGGAGCAGACGCGUCUUACCUGGCUGGCGCUGCGAGGAUACUCACACCUGGGCGGCAACCUCAAGGACACCUUCUUCGCCUACAUGCCCGCCAGGACGCUGGAUGUGAAGCGCCAGCAUGUUUGGAAGUCCUCUGAUUACAGGGACAUGGUGAAACUUCGGCUGAUCUCGCGACCAAUGACCAUCUGA
Drosophila erecta is the source of this 2205-nucleotide messenger RNA. RefSeq lists its product as uncharacterized. The record is from RefSeq and is a predicted model, not a curated record. Bases 1 to 2205 code for a protein of 734 amino acids. The transcript is spliced from 2 exons. NCBI's taxonomy places the organism in Eukaryota, Metazoa, Arthropoda, Insecta, Diptera, Drosophilidae.